GAAGCCAGCAAGAAGCUUCGUCGACCCUACUCCUGCACCGCGAUGCCUGCGCGACGUCAUCCUGCCCUACCACCGCGUGGUGACGGCAUCUCUCGCGUCACCCCGCGACUUCAGCAUCCAACCGCAACCAAGAAAGUCCGGUCACCGCGCCCCGCUCUCCUCAUCCGAAGACGAGAGAGAGAGCGAGUAAGAGACGAAGGAAGGGUGCAGUAGAAGAAAAGAAAACAAAACCCCCUGAAAUCUAGUGAAAGAUUUUUUCCCAGACAUUACAGCGUAGGGAUCGCGUUCUUGUCGUUACGGGAGCACGAAUUCGUUUCGGUGUGCAUUUCUUGGUUUCCGCUAGCUUUUUUUGGUGGGGUUUUCGAUGGGGUUCUCGUAUCUUUCCGCUUUGGCUCUCUAGGAAUCGAGGGCUUGAUCGAGGUGUUAACGUGAGUUCUUGGGAUUCUGGUGGGAAAGAUGGGUUUUUGAUUGGAAUUUCGAGCUUCUUGAAUCGUUUGUUCCCGAAUCCCCUUUCUGCGGUCUGAGCGGCAGCUGAUCUGCUGUAUCUGAGACGGGAGGAAGAAAGUUUGGAUUUUGGAUUGGAGUAGAUGAUAUAUGUUGAAAAUUAUCGGAAAAAGAUCCAUCUUUGGAAGCAUAGGAUGCUAGAUAGUUCGGAUCUCAUGUCCUCAGAAGCAAGGUGAUAGGAAUCUGGGCUUCCACGCCAUGCCUAAUCUCACGGAGCCUUCGUCUUCCAUAAGCUUUGCCUCUUCCUCCUACCUCUCCAAUGGCUCGAGUGCCUACCAUGUUCCGGGUGGCACCGCGCCUAGCCCCUCGCCUCCUCCCGCGGCGCCGGAGGGUGGGACCAACCUCGAGGUCCUGAGCCUCAGCAAGCUGAGCACUAAUCUCGAGCGCCUCCUCCUCGACACCGAGUUUGACUGCACUGACGCCGAGAUCGCAGUGGAAGGGGAUCCUGUCGGCAUCCACCGCUGCAUCCUGGCCGCAAGGAGCCGGUUCUUCCGUGACCUCUUCUCCCGGGAAGGAAGCGGAGGGAAUCGACAGGAGGGGAAGCCCAGGUACGUCAUGAACGAGCUGGUCCCCGGUGGUCGGAUCGGCCGGGAGGCCUUCAUGGUCUUCUUGAGCUAUCUCUACACGGGCAAGCUCCGAGCAGCCCCGCAGGAUGUGUCGAUAUGCGUUGACAGGUUCUGCGCGCAUGACGCUUGCCGGCCAGCCAUUGGCUUCGCCGUCGAGCUCUUGUACGCAUCUUCUGUCUUUCAGAUCGCGGAGCUCGUCUCACUUUUACAGCGUCGACUUCUGAAUUUUGUUGAUAAAGCUAUGGUGGAAGAUGUCAUUCCUAUCCUUCAGGUUGCCUCCCACUCGAAGCUUAACCAGUUGCUCUCUCACUGUGUCCAAAGAGUAGCUAGGUCGGAUCUUGAUGAUAUUGCUCUCGAGAAGGAGCUCCCGCAAGAAGUAGCUGAAGAAAUUAGAUUAUUGCGUCGCGAAUCUCAGCCUAAGGAAUCUACUGCCACCGUGGACCCCAUGCUUGAGAAGAGAAUUAAAAGAAUCCACAGAGCCCUGGACUCUGAUGAUGUUGAACUGGUAAAGUUGCUUUUGAGUGAGUCUGGGGUUACUCUAGAUGAUGCCUAUGCUCUACAUUAUGCGGCUGCUUACUCUGAUUCUAAAGUUGUCGCUGAGUUGUUAGACCUUGGGUCAGCCAAUGUGAAUUUAAAGAAUGAUAGAGAAUACACACCACUUCAUUUGGCUGCCAUGAGAAGAGAGCCAGCAGUGAUUGUGUCACUUCUCACAAAAGGUGCCUCAGCAUUAGAAACAACAGCUGAUGGCCAAAAUGCUGUUAGAAUAUGUAGGAGACUAACUAGGGCGAAAGAUUAUUUUACAAGAACAGAGCAGGGUCAAGAAUCAAAUAAAAACAAGAUUUGCAUUGAUAUUCUAGAGAGAGAGAUUAUGAGGAAUCCCUUGGCUGCAGAAGACUCUGCUACAUCACCAUUGUUGGCUGAUGAUCUACACAUGAAGCUUCUUUACCUGGAAAAUAGAGUUGCAUUUGCAAGAUUAUUCUUCCCUGCUGAAGCUAAGUUAGCCAUGGAAAUAGCACACGCCAACACAACUUCUGAAUUUACUGGUAUUGCUAAAUCUAGAAGCUCCAGUAACCUGAGGGAUGUUGACCUGAAUGAGACACCCGUAGUGCAAAAUAAGAGGCUUCGAUCAAGGGUAGAUGCCUUGUCGAAAACAGUGGAAUUGGGCCGGCGAUAUUUUCCUCACUGUUCACAAGUGUUGGAUAAGUUCCUGGAGGAUGACUUGCCCGAUGUGUUCUACCUCCAGAAGGGCACCCCCGAUGAGCAGAAGGUCAAAAAGUUGCGUUUCUGUGAGCUCAAAGAGGAUGUUAGGAAGGCAUUCAGCAAGGACAAGGCCGGAAGCUUGCUCUUGGGGCUGUCAUCAUCCUCAUCCUCGUCAUCGCCUAAAAGUGAAGAAAAGCAUCACACGUUUGCAAGAAAUUGAGAACCGAUUUUGCGAUGUACAUAUACGAUAGCUGUCCAGAAUUAUUAGUUUAUAUUAUAUGUAUGGACCAAAAUCGAUGCAGCAAGAUCAACAAUUAUCGGAAAGAAUGCUGUUUCCUGCCGCUACCGAGUGCCUGUAAAACACUUUGAAACAUUACUGAAAGGAUGUUACCAGAUAAGGUUUAUUGACUUUA
Molecule: messenger RNA, 2683 nt
Organism: Musa acuminata AAA Group (dessert banana)
Lineage: Eukaryota; Viridiplantae; Streptophyta; Magnoliopsida; Zingiberales; Musaceae
Product: BTB/POZ domain and ankyrin repeat-containing protein NPR2-like
Exons: 4
Coding region: 703-2490 (595 amino acids)
Biological process (GO): systemic acquired resistance, salicylic acid mediated signaling pathway; regulation of jasmonic acid mediated signaling pathway; regulation of salicylic acid mediated signaling pathway
Cellular component (GO): nucleus
Molecular function (GO): protein binding
Source: RefSeq, a predicted model, not a curated record